GAUUAAAAACCCAAUUUUACGCUUCCACAAAAUACAUUUUUCCUUAAACUGUUGUUGCUCGAGGUCCAAAUGUAGUCAUCGUGCUUUUAUUGUGUAGGAAACAUCCGGUAAUAUUCACGCUGACUUGACGGGGCACCACGGCUGCUCGGCCGCGCUUCAUUGGCUGUGCCGCUCGUCGACGUCAUUGGGUUCCCCCCCUCGUCGUGCUAACCUCUGUUUGCGCCUGCGUUCUUCUUCUACCUCGAGACCUCCGUCUCGAGCAAAAACCUACGACGCACAAACAGCAGUAAGGAGGAGCAGCCCCUCUCUACUGCCAGCACGGGACGUUUCAUAUGCAUUGGGUUUGUGAAUUCACUUGAUGUCAGCACCCUCAGGGGUGGGAGGGUCUGCAAAAUCCAAACCCAGCAGCUGAAACCUCCAACUGGCAACUAUGUAUGUGUCCACCCUCAUGUUCCUGCAGAGCGCCGAAUAGCUCACUCUGAAAGCACUGUUGCAGAGCUAAAAGGAAGGGACUUAAUUCCAACAUGGAGGGCGUAGCAGUGGACAACCUAAUAGACUUUGACAUGCCCUCAGAGGCCACAACUCUUAGUGUAGAUGUAGGCCAGGAACAAGGCCAUACAGACCUUUUCUCCCCAGAGCCGGCGUCUUCCAUGGGAGUCCACCAGAAGCCCUUACUGCCAGAGCCCAUGGUGCCAACUGAGCCCAGCUCACACCACCACCGCCAUCACCACCAAGAGGAGGGAGACAAUGACAGCGAUGCUACAGAGUCGGCAGACAGCGAGAACGACAUGGACCCGCCCUCUCAUAUGUGGGAGCUGAGGAGGUCGUCAUCUUCAUCCGCUCACAGUGGAGAGGACGCUGACGCUGAGACGGUGGAGAGGAGGCAGUUCAUGAAGGCUUAUGUGGAGAAGGUGUUUCAUGGAAAAGAGGACUUUGACCAGGAAGAGAAGGCUCGUUUUGGAGAGCUGUGCAGCGGAGAAAACGGCAAAGGCAGGGAGUGGUUUGCCAAAUACGUCAGCGCACAGCGCUGCCACUCUAAAUGUGUGAGUGAAGCCACCUUCUACAGACUGGUGCAGUCCUUUGCAGUUGUACUCUUCGAAUGUUACCAGAUGGAUGACUACAGCCCAGCCAAAAACCUCAUGACUAUGUGCUUCACAUACUACUACAGUGGGAAGUCCCAACCGUCUCCCUCAGAGCUUCUGGAUCGGGGUGGUCCUCCACCUGGUCUGGACUCGUACCUCAACAAGGCCAACUCCUGGCUGUCUGGGAAGAAGGAUGCCGCUGAGCGCCUCCUUAAAAACACAUCUAAGACUGACGUCAAAGGCUUCUUCGGAGGCCUAGAGAGCAAGUUGAGGAGCUCAGUGGCUCCCAAGACAGAGGAUGGGGAAAGCCCAGUUGAGACAAAGCCCAUAUCACCAGUGUCUGAGGCUCCAGAGGAUAAGAAAGCAGAGAAGGUGUACCUGUACACCCACCUGAAGCAGCAGCCCAUCUGGCAUACACUACGAUUUUGGAAUGCUGCGUUUUUUGAUGCCGUCCACUGUGAAAGGAAGAAAAGAUCGCCAACCACAAGGGGAACGCAGGAUGAAGAGAAAGACGAGAGGGAGAAGUGGUGUCACAUGACCCAGGAGGAGAGGGACGACAGCUCCAAAAUCGAUGAGAACAUCGCCUUCGGCCAACUUGGGACAUUCACUCACAACAUGCUGGCGUUUGGGCUCAGUAAGAAGCUCUGCAAUGACUUCCUGAAGAAACAGGCAGUGAUUGGGAACCUGAAUGAAGAACAGUACAAGUUGCUGAGUGACCACAUAGAGAAAAUGGCAGCAGAGUGAGUUUGAGGACAGCAGGCUGCAUUUCAAAUUUCCACACAACAGACUGACAGCACACAAACAGCAGCGAUUUCUUUUCAACUCAACAUCACAGUGACCAACUCUCCGCCUGACUGCGUUUGUGUGGUGCGCUGCUGAAAACAUCACCCGCUGUACUGAAUUGUGCCAUAUUGUAGCAAACCCUGUUUAUCCAACUUAGUGAUAGUGCUCCUGUAUCAGCAAUAAUACAGUGCCAUCAGCUGGUGCAUACUUUAACACCUCUGUUUGUGACCUGCUUACAAAGACUAGCAGCAUAGCAACCAUCCAGUAUAAACCGCCUCAGUGUCACUCUGGAUUUAUACUUCUUAUUAUAUACAUUGUGUGUAGAUUAUAUAUCCUCUAUGCUGUUUUACUCUGUGUUUCCUUGGUAACCAUAUUUAUUAUAUGUUGGUUCGUUGUUGAAACUGUGCUGAGUAUCGUCCUGCCUUGUUACAUUUUCUGUAAAUGUCAAUAUACAGUUCAAACCAGACCUGGAUACAGUGUAAUAGUACAUGGCAAUAAUAACUCUACCCUAUUCAGGUGGGUCAGGUCAGUUUUCAAUCACAAAAACUUUUUCAUUUAAUCAUGGGUUUUUAAAAUGGCAAAAACAGCAUCCCUCCAUACCUCUUCUUCAAGGAAAAGUUCAAUAUUUAGAGAAAAACAUGUUCUUGUUGAGUUAUACAAGAACAUUAUACCACUCUCACGUCUGUACAUGAAGCUACAGCAAGAAAACAGUUAGCUUAGCUUAGCAUAAAGCCUGGAACAAAGGGAAACUGCUAGCCUGGAUCCAUCCAAAGGAAACAAAAUCCAUCUAGCGGCACCUCUAAAGCUCGACAAUUAACACAUGUUUUGUUUGUUUAAUCCAUAAAAAAGGCAAAAAUUAGAUUUUUGGCAGACAAAGGACAUCCCUAAAAUCCUUCAUCCGGUUCAUACGUCAUUAACAGGCGACCGGUGAAACACAGCGUUACCUGAAUGAAGUGACAGAAUUCUCUGAGUUUGAACAUUGUUGGAAACAUUUGGGAUAAUGUCAAGUACACAACUCAACUACAUAUAGAACCCAGAGCUAGAGUUUAUACACUGUUUAUUGAUUAUAGAUUAUUGAUUGAAUCAACUACAUAUAGAACAUAGAGCUAGAGUUUAUACACUGUUUAAUGAUUAUAGAUUAUUGAUUGAAUCAACUACAUAUAGAACAUAGAGCUAGAGUUUAUACACUGUUUAUUGAUUAUAGAUUAUUGAUUGAAUCAGCUACAUAUAGAACAUAGAGCUAGAGUUUAUACACUGUUUAAUGAUUAUAGAUUAUUGAUUGAAUCAACUACAUAUAGAACAUAGAGCUAGAGUGGAAAUAAUGUGGAAAUGUUAUAAAUUAUAGUUUUAAUUAGUGAGCUUUAUAGGUCUUUCUUGGUGGACAGUUUUCCCCUGCUUUCAGUCUUGAGCUGCUGGUGGUAGCUUUAUAUAAAACAGAUGAUGGUAUCAAUCCUUUUGUUGAACUCUGGGCAAGAAAGGAAGCAGAAAGUCUUCCUUUUGCAUAGUUACUCAGAGAAAUGUUACUACCACUUUUACUCUGCUGCACAUUUCUAAUCUGGUGGCAUUCAUUUAAUGUUUUUUUAAAUUAGAAACUUUAUUAUACCCUUGGGAUCAUUAGAGACUCCAUCCAAAGUGCCUUCCAUGAAAGUUAAUGUCCUUGUCUUUAUCGUCUGAUGCUACCCUCGAUUGCCAGACCAAACGCUAAUGCAGAGCCUGCAGAGAUCACUCUUUCACUUAUUCCCUGAUAUAUGAACAACGGCUGCAUGCAAAUAAAGCUCAGCAUAUUGCUAUCUGUGUUUUCAGUGACCUAAGUAGUAGUUUUAUUUCCAUACUCUUUCCUGUCCUGCUGCAUGUGUAUCUAUGUAGCACACGCAAACAGCAUCAAGCAAAUGUAAGAUGAGUGACUGAAGUGUGAGGUGGCAUUCCCUUACUGUAUUACUUCAUCCUGCCACUGCGGGGCAGCAUUGUGUCUUCAUUCAAAGCACUUCUCAAUGAGAGAUUCCCAAAAAUCCCUCUUAGCUGUUUCAAGACUAUAUCAAUGUGUGCUUUUUAAAUAUUGAAAUAUAGUUAUCUACAUUUGAUGCACCUUCUGACAGGUUGAAUCCCAUUUCAGAUUGAGAAUCUGUUGUUAAUAUAUUGUGUUGAUGAAGUCAUUUUGUAAAUACUGUACAUGUUUUUCUGUGUGUUGUAAGAAUUGAUCAUGUGCUGCUGUUUAAGUGUAAAUGUAUAAACAAUAGAUGUAAUAGUGCAUUGUGACCAUUGUUUCAAUGAGGAACAUGUCUAACUGUAGUUUAAUACCCUGAAGUGCCCCCAUACAUCCCACCUCUGUUAGAUGUGGACAUUCAAAGUAUUUGCACAUAGUGUGCAAUAAUCUCUGAUGUAAAUGUAAAUCAUUCCUUUUGAGCUACAUGCACUAUAAUCAUACAAUUCAUAUAUGAAGCCUUGCAAACCUCCGUCCACUUAACUGUUAAAUCUCUGACGUGUCCCCUUGCAUGUGCUCCAAGACUAUUUCUUACCCUUUGAAACAUCUGGCAGAAUGGCUAAAUGCCUUUGAUUCUGUACACUUGUGAUUUCCUGAUGUGACCUUUGACCAUGUUGCAACAAGUAUUGACCUGUAUAUUGUACUUGUUAGUUAGCUCAGCAUGAGCCUUUUGCACUACGUUUAGCCUCAACAUCCCUGCACACCCACUACAUAUCUUCCUUUGAGUAAUGUUACAUUGAUGCCUUCUAUAUUCUUUCUGCAUGGCCAGUGCUCUCUCUCUCUCUCUCUCUCUCUCUCUCUCUCUCUCUCUCUCUCUCUCUCUCUCUCUCUCUCUCUCUCUCUCUCUCUCUCUCUCUCUCUCUCUCCAUUGAGCAUAUCUGUUGUGAAAUGUUGACAGUAGUUGUCCUUUGUUACCUGGAUGACCUGAUAUUGACUUGUGUGAAGUACCAAAGUACUACAUUGUGUUUUUGUGGUAUUUGGCUCCUGAUUGUGUUAGUGAUAAGAAUGGUCUUCCCACAGUUGCUGAUUCAUUUUGGGGUUGAAUGCUAACAUUCUAGCAUACACAGUGUUGAAUGAUAGCAGCUAGCUACUUACAGGCAGAGGCUGAGUCAAACUUGAGUCACAAAUUCAAUUACUUAAGACUCGACAAAAUUAAAUGAGACUUUCAACUCUACUUGGACUUUAACACCAAUAAGUCAUGACUUCACUUGAGCCUUUUGACUUGAAAACCUUCCCCCAAGCCCAUGUUGUUUAUCAGCAUCCAGUCAAGUUACAGGAGAGAACCAUGAAGAACUAAUGUUACGUUACUGAGUGCCAGUUGGAAACAAUGAUGCCAAAGAAAAUGGCAUUACAUUUGGUGAAGAGCGCAUUCUGACUUGUUUAGGACACGAAACUUAAAGUUUAGGACUUGGGACUUGCCAGUCUUGAUUUGGGACUCAUUUGUUGGAUUAACACAGACUCCAGUCUCUCUUCUUUUUGUUCUUCCACAGAAAAUAACAAUGGAAAAGACAAACAGUGCAUGUCAAUUUUAUAAACUGCCAUUGACUGAAAAUUGUUGAAACUACCUAUCAUUUAGCUUUAGAGUGGCUACAAGCUUCCAUUUUCUCACUCAGUUGUAAUUUUACUACCACAUUAAAAAACAGUACUACUACAUGCUAGCUUAUCCUAGCAUUGGCCUGUUUUAGCUGAUGUGACUGUACAUUUCCAGAGUAUGUGAUGAGGUGCUAAAUGUUACCUGGGUAGCAAGCAAAUGACAGUGAACUGCAAAGUUGUGCAGAAUUUAGUCUGUAUGCUUUAAUGUUAGCUAGCAUGAAGCCCAUGAUCUACUGGGAACACAACACAAGGUUAUUAUCACAGUGUACGUUGUCAUUACUACAAAGCUGACUGAUAAAACCUGAAGGACUCUUCAACGUAACAGUUCCUGUGUUACCUGCUGUGUGUACAGACUGAGCGUGUGUCGAACAGAGAUGUUGGCUAUUUUAUUGUGCUGUGCUGUUCUAUGCGUGCAUUUUCUUGGACAUGUCAUAAUGUUGAUUCAAGUUGCUGGUACUGUAAUAAAUGUAUUUUUUGAUGUCA
Messenger RNA from Dicentrarchus labrax (European seabass), 5922 nucleotides. Its product is annotated as KIAA0513 ortholog. NCBI's taxonomy places the organism in Eukaryota, Metazoa, Chordata, Actinopteri, Moronidae. The record is from RefSeq and is a predicted model, not a curated record. The transcript has 13 exons. The coding region runs from base 525 to 1826 and encodes 433 amino acids.